This is a messenger RNA of Funneliformis mosseae, 588 nucleotides long. Lineage: Eukaryota; Fungi; Glomeromycota; Glomeromycetes; Glomerales; Glomeraceae. The record is from the annotation of a GenBank genome assembly.
AUGUAUACUCAUGUCUACCAAUUGGCCCAAGAGAUCAAGAAAGGAAUUGAAUCAACUGACUCAAGCAUUCAACUCGAUUUGUAUCAAGUACCUGAAACUCUUCCUCAAGAAGUUUUAACCAAAAUGUACGCUCCACCUAAGCCAGAACUUCCAAUUAUUACACCCGAAGUGCUAGCUGAAGCCGAUGGGAUUUUAUUUGGAUUUCCAACUCGAUUCGGUUCUAUGCCAGCUCAAUUCAAAUCAUUUUUGGAUAGCACCGGUAAAUUAUGGUCCAGUGGUAGUUUGAACAACAAAUUUGCCGGAAUCUUUUCUUCAACUGCAACUCAACAUGGAGGGCAAGAAACCACGGCUUACACUGCCAUCACGUAUUUAGCUCAUCACGGAAUCAUUUACGUUCCACUUGUAAGCAAAUUACCUUACUUUGGUCAAACCGAUGAAAUUAUCGGAGGUGGUCCAUGGGGAAGUGGCACAAUUACUGGAUCGGACGCUUCCCGCCCUGUUUCAGAUAGAGAAAAAGAAAUUGCAAGGGAUCAAGGCAAACAUUUUGCCGAGGUUGUAUCAACCUAUGUGAAAGGGAAGAAAGUGUAA